Molecule: messenger RNA, 351 nt
Organism: Symbiodinium pilosum
Lineage: Eukaryota; Dinophyceae; Suessiales; Symbiodiniaceae
Source: the annotation of a GenBank genome assembly
AAGUGCCGUGAGUUGAUGCAGAAGCUGAUGGCUACUGAGGCUGCACGAUUCCUCCAGGCCGUCUGGCGGGGCCGAGGUCCACGCAAGGCACUCAAAGCCUUAAAGGACAUUGAGCGCGCCAAGUUUGAGGCCACCAAGCGCCGCUUGGCGGAGGCAGCUGAGAAGAUUGCCAGGAACAAGGAGCGAGAGCGCCUGGCAGCGAGACUGAAGGAGAUCUCCGCCACGGACUCUUGGCCGUUCGAGUUGCGGUACAAUCUGCUCUUCAGCUGUCAGGAUCCAUCAUCAGCACAGGUGAGUUUUCUCGUCUCUGUGACGUCCGAUCUCAAAGGCACACCAACCAUUGAGCUGUAG